UGUAUACUUUUACAUUCUUUAUGCAGUCCUCUACUGUAUAUGCCAGUGGUCUGUGUAUGUAUGAGUAAUGAAAAAAAUAUUAUACUUGUACGGUUUAUUGUGUUAUAUUUAGUUUAAAGUUUUGUGUUUUUAAUUUUUAUGGUUAAAAUUCAAAACUGAAGAAACAUGGAUUUAUCGAUAUGUCAACUUCUUUUCUUGUUCUCAAUACUGAACGUAGUAUUAGGUGGUGAUAUGAUGAGGAAAUCGAUUGUUUACGACAAAAAAACACCUAAUGUAUUUUAUUGUCCAUUAAAUAAACCUACUGGUUUUGAUAAAUUGUUUGUGCACUCAAGACCAUUAAAAAAAUUAUGUGAAUUUGAUGGAAAACCCUUGCCCGAAGACUACAAAUCUGAUUGUUUUCAAGAUGUUGAUGAAACUGAAUAUGCUUGCAAAGAAAAAUAUAGAAUUAUGAAGAGAUUGUCGAAGAAACAACUGGAUAGUUUAUUCGGAAAUAACGACUAGAAUAACUCUAACAAAAUAACGCUCUGUAAUGUAAGAGAUGCGUCUUCACCCACCUGGUACUGAAAACGACAAAGAGAGUACAAAAUGGGAAAAAGCUUAUAAAAAAGUUGUUAGAAAACGUAAGAGACAACAAUCACAAUAAAUAGUUUUAUAUGAUGAUAAAUAUCAUAAGUAAUGAAUGAAAUACUUAGAUAUUUAGUUUAAAAUAAUAUGUACCUACCUAAUAUUUAAUAAUACAUCCACUAGAUUAAAAAAAAAAAAAAAAAUUAAAAUUAAUUAUUUAUAAACAUUGGUGCUGUAAUAAAUAUUAAUCUAAUUUAGUUUUGUAGUAGAUAAUAGAAUUAUUUGUAUUAUAUUAUUAUAAACAAUUUUAAUACAAUUGUAACUAAUUUUUUUUUACUUUUUAUACAUUCAAGUAUAAUAAAUCGUUAUUUAUAAAAUUAAUAAAAUCAAUAACGAAACAA
Aphis gossypii (cotton aphid) is the source of this 965-nucleotide messenger RNA. RefSeq lists its product as uncharacterized. The transcript is spliced from 6 exons. NCBI's taxonomy places the organism in Eukaryota, Metazoa, Arthropoda, Insecta, Hemiptera, Aphididae. The coding region runs from base 166 to 501 and encodes 111 amino acids. The record is from RefSeq and is a predicted model, not a curated record.